ACUCGUUUCCGUCCGCCAUUUUUGUUUGCGCCAACUUACGCUGGGUGGCUCACAUCGAAGUCAAGUAUUUCUGAUGGAUUAUAAGAAAUAAGUUCACUAGAAUACAGUAUUAAUUAUCUUCUGGUGGAUCACACUGGCUUGCCAGACGGACUGACCAAUGUUGGCGAGACUGAAAGCCAAGCUCCUCCGUUUCUUUUUACCUUCUCACAGGGACGGCGUACCGCCGGAGGACCGCCGGCGCGCUUCAGAGAAACGUAAACGCGACGAAAGCAUGGAUAGUGACAAUGAUGAUGACGACGAUGUCAUUGUCGAGGCCUGGAACAAACGCAAGCACUUUCGCACGAACGACACUCGUCUGGCAGGGCCGGGCAGAGCGGAUAAUCGUCACGAGAGCUGGCUGCGCUGGGCGAUCCGCAAGCCGAUGCAAAACUACUUCGUCGGCCAGGCGGUCAGUUGUCUCACUCCGACGGCACCUGAACCUCCUCACCAGCGACCUGUUGUGCCGCGGUUGCAACCUCUGCACGAGCAGAUGACGUUCUGGCCUCUGGAGCGGAACCAGAACGACAGAUCUUCGUCCGGUUCUGCGUCGAGAGCGUCGCUGCUGUCGACGGCUGAGCGCCCCGAGCCAACGCCGGAGCUUGGCGGGCCCGUCGAGAACCACAGCUCAUCACUGUAUAAAGCCGGCGGCGCGCAUACGCAGAGGUCCCAGCCUCUGAGUCCCGAGAUGCAGAGAUCACCGAGUCCAACAAACGCCGAUUCCGCGGUUCCAGUGCGCAAUGGUGGUCGCUACCUGGCUUCGACGCCGUACAGUUGCAUGCGCCUUCAAGAGAAGCGCGAAUACCAGUUGCUUCUUCGGCAGCAGUGCACCGCUCCGCACUGCAAUAUGAAGCUAAGUUUGCAGGAUGCAUCCAUGAGUACCAUUGCCUCCAAUAGCACCGUUGGUUUCACGAAGACCGAGUGGCCUCUUUCGAGAUCCCGAUCGCCAGAUGCGACGAAGGCUGUGAAACCGCGGGGUGAUAGGCCAGCCCUUGCCUCUUUUACGAACUCGCCUUCUUCGACGAGGCAUUUGACACCUUCGAAAAUUAAGGCGUCCUCAAAACCCUUGCUGACUCCUGCGUCGACAUUUCCCAAGCCAACUCGCGGGGCAGCUUCGUUAGCUCGUGAUCCUCCUACAGCAAAGAACUCGUCGGCGUCUUCGUCAUCAACGGCGCACUCGUCGUCGCCUGAAGUGCCAGAACUUCCUUCCAGCCACUUCUUUUCACCGGCAUGGCUCCAGGAGCUAAAAGACAAGCUCACACACAUGGACCAAACUGCUCAGGCAUGUAUAAUAUCCAAGGAGAAGGGUUUAGAAGUCCAGCUAGAGAAAACUUAUUCGUUGCAUUCAAGAAAAAAGCCUCCUGUAACGGAGGUCCAAGCAGAAGUGAUCAAGAAAGAAGUGCUCCCCAAGCUAACACCCAAGAUGGAAGCUGCUAUCGACAAAGCCCUGAGGCCAACUCCUGCCGAUGAAGUGAUCGCCACGGGAUUCAAGCUGACGGUGACGCGGAAGGACAUGGAAACACUUGCUGGUUUGAAUUGGUUGAAUGAUGAGGUCAUCAACUUCUACAUGAACAUGCUCAUGGAACGCGGCCGCACACAGCCGGGCCUGCCUUCGGUGUAUGCCUUUAACACCUUCUUCUACCCCAAGCUGCUUGCCAGCGGUUAUGCUGCUAUCAAGCGUUGGACGCGACGAGUGGAUAUUUUUGCACACGACCUCAUUCUUGUUCCUGUACAUCUGGGCGUACACUGGUGCCUGGCAGUCAUUGACUUCCGACACAACACAAUUCGUUAUUAUGACUCCAUGGGCGGCAGAAAUCCUGAGUGCCUCGAGGCGUUGCGCAAGUACCUCCAGGAAGAAAGUAGAGACAAAAAGCAGAAGGAACUUGAUCUAUCCAAGUGGACCUACGAGACUGUGAAAGACAUUCCGCACCAAAUGAAUGGAAGUGACUGUGGCAUGUUUGCACUGAAGUAUGCGGAGUACAUUACCAGAGAUGCGAAGAUCACUUUUGAACAGUUGAACAUGCCAUACUUCAGGAGGCGCAUGGUGUAUGAAAUUCUUACCAACAAGCUUCUCUAAAAUGAAUAUGGGCAGUUGGCACAUUGGUGAUCGACAUCAUCUAUCUAGCAUGAGGACAUGAUGAGGCCUCGCUGCCUGUGCAACUUCUGCUGACGUUCUUCAUUUCUACACUUGCUGUCCAUAUUGGAGCUUUACCUUGAAACAGAGAGCUUUGUGCUCGUGGUGAUAGCGGCGCAAUGAUGCGUUUCGAGCUCUACUGGCAUGGGCAGGUCACUGUCAUGAGGUGUGGGCGGCCUUUGCCGUGCUUGUUAUUACGAAUUUUUUAACCUUUUGUGGAAUGCUGUUUUUCUAAAUGGAAUGUGUCAUGCCUCAUAACACCUGUAUUUAUUCUCAGAAACUCUCUUGUUACAUUGCUCAUUUUCUUUGUUGUACCCCAGUUUUAAUAUGUUCACUUCAUGUCUAUUGUACUAUAAGUAGUGUCAUGACCCUUUCAUUUCUUGCUUUUCGAUAUUUUGUUAUGGACAGGGUACAUUUUUGUUCAUGCAAAAAAAAUCAUGCUAUUUCUUAUCACUGUAAUUUUCGAAACUGAACACAAAUAUGGAGGAAUAAAUACGAGUUUUAUUACUUGUA
Molecule: messenger RNA, 2683 nt
Organism: Dermacentor andersoni
Lineage: Eukaryota; Metazoa; Arthropoda; Arachnida; Ixodida; Ixodidae
Biological process (GO): proteolysis; protein desumoylation
Cellular component (GO): nucleus
Molecular function (GO): deSUMOylase activity
Source: RefSeq, a predicted model, not a curated record